CCACUUUUCCUAAGUUACAUUUUAGUGAAGACUUGAAGUAAACGUGUAGUUUUCCUUUAAAAGGACACCAGUUGAACCUUUGCUCCCCGGGAAGUUGCUUGGGGAAAUAUGGCUGACACUCGCACACAUGUUGGGCUUUGUACUAAAAGUCGGCCUUGUGUGGCGCCAGGCGAGCGCUGCCGGACGCAGGCGUUACGGCUGAAGUUAUUCUCCGCAGCGUUUUACGGACUCAGCUCCUUUCUCAUCGUUAUCGUGAACAAAAGUGUCCUUACGGGUCACAGAUUCCCGUCAUCAUUGUCACUGGGGAUUGGCCAAAUGUUGGCGACGGUGAUUGUGUUGUGGGGGGCAAAACAACUUAAAGUCAUCCAUUUUCCUGAUUUUGACAGAAACAUCCCCCGCAAGACGUUCCCGCUCCCUCUUCUCUAUGUGGGAAACCAGCUAACGGGACUUUUUGGAACAAAACAAGUGAACCUGCCCAUGUUCACCGUGCUCCGGAGGUUCUCUAUCCUGUUCACCAUGCUGGCUGAGGUCCGCCUGCUGGGAAAGAGGUUUACAUGGACCAUAAAGGCUACAGUAUUUACUAUGAUCUUCGGAGCUUUUAUUGCUGCAAGUACAGAUCUGGCUUUCGACCUGCACGGCUACGUGUUUAUCACCCUGAACAACCUACUGACAGCAGCCAGCGGGGCCUACAUGAAACAGAAGCUGGACUCCAAGGACCUGGGGAAGUAUGGACUGCUGUAUUAUAACGCCUUGCUCAUGCUGGUCCCCAUUGUGGGUUUAUCGUAUUAUACUGGAGACCUUGACAAAACGCUAGCGUUCGAUGGAUGGACGGACGUGUUCUUUGUUGGCCAGUUUGUUCUGUCCUGUGUGAUGGGGUUCAUCCUCAUGUACUCCAUAGUGCUGUGUACACACUACAACUCUGCUCUGACCACCACUAUUAUAGGCUGCAUUAAGAAUAUCCUGGUAACUUACAUCGGGAUGGUGUUUGGUGGAGAUUACAUCUUCACCUGGCUAAACUUCGUUGGGUUGAAUAUCAGCAUCGCCGGGAGUCUUGUGUACUCCUAUGUCACGUUUGCAGAGGAACACAAAAAGAGCGCCUAGUAGGUGUGACAGAGGCUGGACGGUGCUGUGGUCAGGAGGAGACUGAAGAGAUUACACAGUAUCCCAGGGCCUGUUUACACCUUGCACCGACAUGCCUUUCUUCUACUGAACAUAUCCGCAUAUACUUUGGCUGUAUUCUGUUUAAAUGUCUUACUAAAAUGCAUCUCUAGUAUGACCAGAUGAGAUCUGAUGGUAUUCACAAUCAAA
Molecule: messenger RNA, 1308 nt
Organism: Electrophorus electricus (electric eel)
Lineage: Eukaryota; Metazoa; Chordata; Actinopteri; Gymnotiformes; Gymnotidae
Gene: slc35d1b
Product: solute carrier family 35 member D1b
Molecular function (GO): nucleic acid binding
Source: RefSeq, a predicted model, not a curated record